Molecule: messenger RNA, 5121 nt
Organism: Ciona intestinalis (vase tunicate)
Lineage: Eukaryota; Metazoa; Chordata; Ascidiacea; Phlebobranchia; Cionidae
Source: RefSeq, a predicted model, not a curated record
AGGCUAAGGCCAUUUAACGAAAUAAUAUGAUCUGAAAAGUUCUUGGAUUAAUGUAAACUAAAAAUGACACAAAGAAAGCAAGCUUAUACUGCAUGUCAUUUAUGUGAACUCACUUAUACAACUGAAGUGGAAUUAGAAGAACAUAUAUUUUCCCUCUUGCAUCACCGUUCCCUGGCCACCAAGUUUGGGUCGGAUUAUAAUCACAUAUGCAAUAUCUGUUCUGAAAACUACAAAGGUUUGUCUGCUUAUGUCGCUCAUUUGCAAAGCGAGUCCCAUAUAAAUCAACGUACUGAGCGGACAAAAUUGUUGGGAUUAGACAAACAGUACGUUCCUCGAAAUUUGCAUAAAUUUGCAUCAACAUUUCUGUGCAAACCAUUAAGAAAAAGAGAAAAACCAAAAGCACGGAAAAGAAAUAUCGAUUCUCCCAUCAGACCAUUAACAAAACAACUUUCUAAAACUACAGAAAGAGCAUGGCGGAAUCCACCCAAUGAGUAUUUUAAUCCAACAUGGCACCCACAACCUUUUCCAGAUAGCUCUUUUAGCAGAAGAGUUUUUGAAACAUUUCAUCCAAGGCAGGGAAGGCCCCCUUUUCCACCAAAACGAAGGUGUCCGGAUCCUGAACAGUUCUAUCAUGAAGAAUAUAUCAUGCAUCCCAAUGCCAGGUUUUACAUGCAUGAGAGUGACAUGUAUCCCCCUCCUAACAACCAUAAAGUUACACCACCAUUUUUCCGACAACCACCUUCUUACAUGAAGAACCAGUUCAAAUGGAGUAAACCUGUUUCUAACGUCAACAAAACUAAAUCUGCUGAAAAUGUUCCUGCAAGGCCAGAGACUAAUCCCAAACCCAAAACCAUAAAAGCCACAGAAAAACAAAUAAAGAUUGCCACAAAAAAAACUGGUGUCUGUUUGGAUAAAAAUGUUUCUAGUCCACCUGAACAGCCGUUAAACCAAGAUGAUAAAACACUGAAGAAAUGUGAAGCUUCAAUCAUAAAAUUGGAUGGUGCUUUAAGACCAAACAUAGUUGUGGAGGUUAACAGUUCAGUUGAAAAAUGUAAAUCGAGUACUGGCUCCAUAAACACAGCUAAUUCAUCGUCGUUUCAAUUGAAAAAGAAACCACAGCUGAAGUGUAAGCUGAAACAGGUAAAAGCUUCGAUUUUAAAAAAACGUUUUUUAAGUGGGUCAUCAAAAAUACCAAAAUUGUCCAAAAAAUUUACCCCACAAAGUAAUUCACCUACCUCAAGUAAUGUCCACAUGGAAUCAGAUGCCAAUGUGGCAAGUUCGACAUCAAAAAAGGUUAUAAAGCCAAAUGUCAAAAUAGCAAGGAGUCGGCUUAUUUCAAAUGCUGACAAAAGCUCAAGUGACGAAGGUGAGAAAAUGCGGAGAAAUAUUACGUUCGCUAAACUUUUUAAUAAUCGGAAACAUUCAUCUAAGAAUAUGAUUAUGUGUGGUGCUAGGGAUACUAUUUGUUCCCCUAGUUCAAGAAAACUUACUGGUCCACGAUUUGGCAUUGGCCUUGCACAGCCGGCUCCAAAUCCUGUAAAUUCAGUGAUUAUGUCCGAGUUAAAAGACGUAGAUGUUUCAACCGAUGAUGAGUUGUCAGCUGCACUUUCACUGCAUUUUUCUGAUGAAGAUUCCUUUAGUUAUGAACAAGCAAGUGCCUCAGCUAACUCAUGCACUAAUGAUAAUAUGUCUGAAAAGAAUGUGCAAGUUGAGACUACAACUUUAAAAGAUAAAACGACCAUUAAUAAAAUGUUAGUAAGUGGCUCUCAACCUACAGCCCACAUUAUACCUGUUCAAAGUUCAGUUGUGGGGAAAAACCAUGACACCGGUAAAACGGAAACACUAAAACCAAAAACAACCACUCCAAUUAGUGUAAUACACCAAAAAACUGUGACAGAAGUUCCCCAAACUUUCCUGAACAAAGUAAAGAGUGAGCCAAUAGAAAACAAUUCAUCAAAUUCAGAGAAUGUACCUGGUAAACCAACUGAAUCCAGUAAAUUACAUAAUGUAGUAAAUAAAACUUGUACGAUAAAUUUAAUUCCAAUAAAAGUAGAAGAAGAAGAAACAUUAGACUCGCAUGAUUACGAUGCAAAGCAGAAGCAAAUUUCUCACUCCACUUCAGUUAAUAAAACAUCAAAUCCAGUUGUUCAAUGUCAAGGAACACCUCCACCACUGAGCGAUCAAUCAACUUGUUAUGACUCUGGAAGCAAGUCUGGAUCAUCUAAUUUUGAAAUUGACUCUUGCCUUAUUAAUAUGGAGGAAGAAAACCUGGAAGAUUUGUUUGAAAAAAUGGCAAAGGACUCGGAACGCAAUAGUGGUAUUAGUCAGUCUGAAUCUGAAGCCACGCAAGUUGAUGGUAGUGUGACUAGGGUCAGUUUGAAUGGUAGUUUGACACAGUCGAACCAAGUUACAACUCCAAAUCAAGCAGCAUCAUGCAGCCAAACAAUGCUUCUUCUUUCACAAAUUUCAAACGCACAGAACGAUCUGGAUCUGAUCAAGAGUGAGAGCAUGCACAUCACUGCUCUUAUCACUCAAUACAACAUAAGACAGAGCUUCCUGAAACAAAGAGAAUCUUUGUUAAAAACCAACAUAAAGAACAUGCAAAUGUCUCUUGAAAACUUGCAAAAUCAAAGAUCUGAAAGUAACAACAAUCAAAUCAAUACUACUAAUUCACAGAAUCCUGUUGAAAGUUCGAAUCUACCUGACAUAGUAUCCAACACAGACACCGUGGGAAUAAGCUCAAAGCAAACUAGUCUCACCGAAGUUUCAGUAAGAGUAAAAUCGGAACCUGUUACAAACACUGAUGUUGGAUUUUAUAGAUCUCAACCCCCUGACCCACAUGCGGCAGCUAAUGUUCAAGCUGACUUAUGCAACAAGUCUCGUUUACCAUUAAGAAGACGCACCUUAUCAAAUACAAUCUGUGCUACUGCGUUUAAAAAUCCUGUCCGAAAGACAGUUUUGCAAACAACAUUAAACAAUUCUUUACUGCAUGAUAAUGGUAAAACUUCUUGUGUUGAAAUGUCUUUGGCUGAGUUACAUUAUUCUUCUAAGGCCUUACAUUCCCACCAUUCUUCUGCUAUUGUGUCUUUGUUUGUAACUAAUAAUAAUGAAAUUAUUUCGUGCUCAAAAGAUAAAACAGUCAUUGUUACUGAUGCUUUAUCUGAAAAAGUUUUUGGUAAACAUAAGCUUGAUAAAAUUCCCACCAAGUCUUUUAUAGCUCUAGAGUCGCAAUGUGCUGCUACCAAUUGUUAUGUGUACUGCAUGCUUUUAGUUUAUACUGAAUUGGAUAACCUUAGUCCUGUAAGGUUGAAAUCUAAUGUUCAACAAGUUAAAAUAACUAUUUGCAACCAAAAUGUUAAUUUCGCAACAACAAAUUUUGUUCAUUAUGAUAACGCAAUAUUGUGUGUACAUUAUUCCAAACCUACUGCAUAUAUUGGCACAAGAGAUGGUAGAGUACUUAUGUACAACUGCACUAAUCUCAAGGUGGAUGAAGUGUUUGAUUGUCAUUCCCCACACUCUGUAACUGCUCUAACCAGUGGCACCGAUGGGGCACGGCGUGUUCUUUGCUGUGGAACCAGCAACUGUCAGGUGUCAAUCAGAGACGCAGAUGAUGGAUUGCUGCUUCGUCUUUUCACAGGCCACUCAAAAACAAUCAACUGUUUAAACUUGGUGCUAGAUUUACUAUACAGUGGAUCUACAGACCGAACUAUUCUUGUUCACAGUAUCAGUAGUGGUACACUCAUGCACAGAAUUUCUGGUUUUCACAAUGGAAGUGUCAGAUCACUCUGUGUUUAUAAAAACUCGGUUGCAUCAAUCUGCUCAGAUAAGAACUUCCGUGUAUUCACAGACACUCCUUAUUUUUUAGCUGGGUCACCAAAACAGUUUGAAAACAACCCUGUUGAAAUGUAUCUUCACUCUGUAACAUUAAAAGACAACACAAUUAAAAGUACUACUAUACCUCUUGCCUACAUUGGGUUUGAAAAUGGGAUCAUUCAAACCAUUUUGCUUUCACAACUUACUAAGCAUCCAGAAUGCAUUGAUUUUUCAAUACUGGAAAAUGAAAAUUCAACAGUUGAUAUGAUUUAUUCACAGUCUGUCAGUCAUGAAAGAACAUUUCUACUCUGUCCAUGCAACCAAUGCUUUCCUAGAAAAGUUGGAAUGCUGUUGUUUGUGGCAGGAUUGUACUCAUUAUUUUACAAAAGAUGUUGAUACAGUUGAAGAUGUUCAAUUGCAUUUAACUAAUCAUUUUGAACAUUCAAUUUCGAAUAACAAAUUGACCAUUGAUUUAACGGAAUAGUUUUCCGUUUUUUUUUCAUUUUGUAACAAUACUUUAGUUAGAUGCUCUUACCAAAAUGUUUUGUUGUCAUUUUUUAUAACUUUACGACUUGGAUUAUUAUGUCUCAUUUAUUAUGGUGCGUAUAUUUUACAAUGCUACAAACCUGCCAAACUAAAACUGUUAGUUUUUCAUUUAUUUGUGUAAUUGUGUAUGAGUUUUUUUCAUUACCCUACUUUGUUAUUUUUUAAACGUAUACUUCGCAAAUUAUUAUUUUCUCUAACUUGUUUGGUGUGCAACCUUAUUCAAGCCUUUUCUUUUAUAGAACAGAACUAUAUGAAUACAUAGGAUUUCUAUAACAUAUAUGUCAUUAUGUCAUCUACUGCUAGAAUGGCAUUUGGAGGUUCCAUUAUCUUUACAACCUCUAUGAUUGCAUAUGUUCAUUGGAACCAACAGGCAUCUCAAGAGCAAAUGAGAGAAGGAGUAAGAAGAGACUUUGCCCGGAUUGAAGAAAAAGAAAGAAAAAAGGCUGAGAACCUAAAACGAUUAGAAGAAGAACAACGUUUAACUAAAGCACUUUAUGAACAGAGAGAACGGAAUUUAAAAUCCUGAGUUUAUUUGCUCCAACACAAGAUUGGUUAUCCAUGGAUUGAUGGAUUUAUGGUUAAUUCUCCCAUUUUCUUUUUUGAAUGGAAUCAAGCAUUUUGAGUUUGGGCAAAGAUCAUUUCUACAAACUUACUGAUGUACUAAUCUUGUAAUUUAUUUGUUAAGCCCUUUUAUAUUAAAUUCUACAGAUCAAUGGAUUUUUAGGUAAAAUUCUAAUGAAGAAGUAAAUAGAAAUAAUUCUG